AUGGAAAUGAAGAUUGUUGUUAGUUUGGGGAGUCAUACCAUUUAUGGGUUCAUUGAGCUUGGCUUUACUUAUUUAGUUCUCGACAACAAAUCUAUCGAUUGGUUGAUCAACAGUAAAGAAAUAAGGCUCUCGGCAGUCUUACAAGUACUAGGUGAUCUCGUUGAUGAUUUGAUUCAAACUAAGAUGUAUAUUUUUACGUUGGAUCGUUUUGCCACCGAUUGGGAAAUUGUAGCCCAAUGUAUUAAGAAUACCCUUGAUGGUUCUCUCAUGCAGGUAAAAUCAAACCAAACCAAUUACGAAGAGAAUCGUUGGAUAAAUAUGGUAUGUGCUCUUUAA
Molecule: messenger RNA, 336 nt
Organism: [Candida] anglica
Lineage: Eukaryota; Fungi; Ascomycota; Pichiomycetes; Serinales; Debaryomycetaceae
Source: the annotation of a GenBank genome assembly